Molecule: messenger RNA, 4070 nt
Organism: Grammomys surdaster
Lineage: Eukaryota; Metazoa; Chordata; Mammalia; Rodentia; Muridae
Gene: Prkx
Product: protein kinase X-linked
Exons: 9
Coding region: 255-1331 (358 amino acids)
Biological process (GO): protein phosphorylation
Molecular function (GO): ATP binding; protein serine/threonine kinase activity
Source: RefSeq, a predicted model, not a curated record
CCGGCACAAGCCGGUCCCCGCCCAGCCGGCUUCCGCCGGGAAUGAAGAGUGCUGCGGUUGGCUCCUGUCCUGUGGACCCCACGCGCGUCCGUGGAGCCUUCGGGCUGCUUCUGAGAGCCCCUCCCACCGCUCUGAGCCCCACUGAGGUCGUUUCUAUUGUCCUCUCCAACGCGGGCUCCGGAACACGCGUGCGAGCCCUCUGCUGAUGCCCAGGCUGCCCUUGUGCCGCUGUCACACCGUGCGUCCCCUGCCCCAUGGAGCCGCCCGCUGGUGCCGCGGCGACCGUAAAAGAUCCUGCAGCCAGAGACCAUGACCCUAUGAACACCAAGGUCUCGGCGCCCGCCGCAGACCCUCCAACCAAGACAUCGACACAGAAAGCGGGACAUUCGUUACAAGAUUGGGACACCAUAGCCACCGUGGGAACUGGAACCUUUGGCCGUGUAAACUUGGUGAAGGAGAAGACAGGCAGGCGAUAUUAUGCAUUGAAGAUCAUGAGUAUACCAGAUGUUAUUCGCCUAAAGCAGGAACAACAUGUGCAGAAUGAGAAAGCAGUCCUGAAGGAAAUAAACCAUCCUUUCCUCAUUAAACUGCACUGGACGGGCCAUGACAACCACUUUCUGUACAUGUUGAUGGAGUUCGCACCUGGUGGUGAGCUGUUCACCUACCUACGUAAUCGCGGCCGCUUCUCCUCCGUUGCUGCAAUCUUCUACGCCACAGAGAUCGUGUGUGCCAUAGAAUACCUACACUCCAAGGAAAUUGUUUACAGGGACCUGAAACCUGAAAACAUCCUUCUAGACAGGGAAGGGCAUAUUAAACUCACGGACUUCGGAUUCGCCAAGAAACUAGUGGAUAGGACAUGGACUCUCUGUGGCACACCGGAAUAUCUUGCUCCAGAAGUCAUUCAGAGCAAAGGUCAUGGAAGGGCUGUGGACUGGUGGGCACUGGGCAUCCUUAUCUUCGAGAUGCUGUCUGGGUUUCCCCCAUUUUUUGAUGACAACCCGUUUGGGAUUUACCAGAAAAUCCUUGCAUGCAAAAUAGAUUUCCCCAGACAAUUGGAUUUCACCUCUAAGGACCUCAUCAAGAAGCUGCUGGUGGUGGACAGGACCCGGCGCCUGGGCAACAUGAAGAACGGGGCAGAAGACGUCAAGCGGCACCGCUGGUUCCGAGGUGUGGAGUGGGAGACCGUGCCACAGAGAAAACUGAAGCCACCCAUUGUGCCUAAGUUAUCUGGUGAUGGCGACAUCUCCAACUUUGAAACUUAUCCAGAGAGGGAAUUGGACAAGACCCCUUCCGUAUCUGAGAAAGACCUGGAAACAUUCAAAAAUUUCUGAGGAUGAGAACUCGUGUCUGCAAGAGGGGGGUUAACCUAACCCUGAAAACAUCCACAUCACACCAGUGAGCAGAACUUUUUUUUCCUUGUAUGUUUCCGUUUCUUGCUGUGAAACUAGAAGGUUUGGUAUGUGCAUCCAGGUUCCUGCAAAGUCAACAUAAUCAUCACCCUUGGAACCCAGCCUCAUUUCAACAACCGGAAACCUGCCCAGUGGGAAGUUCGCAAAAAUAGUUAAACUGUAGGUUUUCUCCUUCUUCAUGAGUCUUGUGUUUGUGCUGUGAAUUUAGUCAGUUAGUUCGUUCGUUCGUUCGUUUGUGUGUUUUCCUACUGAACUUUUCAAGUUUGAAUUUGACCCAUUUGAUUAUAGCUGUCAGUGUAUAUGUGCACAGAAAUUGUGCAAACUGGAAAUUUGGCACUUUGAUGUGCCUGUGACAUAUUCAUUUUUCAAAGCUUUCUGAAAAAUCUGUCGCCCUGCAGGCAAAAAAAAGGGUGAGAUAUAUGCAUUUUUAAAAUGCCUUUCUAUCUAUUUUGCAAUCAUUUGUGUGCACUGUUUAUUUAGUUACUGUUUGUUUAUUUAGUUCCUUUCUGGUCACUUUAAACUUGGAAGUCAGGAAGCCACAUGCCCUGUAGACCCUUAUUCAGAUAUAGCACAAAUGUGUGGCUUUCCUCAAAUCUUCCAGUUUAGAUGUUUUCAGUAAAAUAUCCCUUCCUAAAAUUAAGCCAGAACUCUGCAUACAGCAUUAGCCUCAUGGCAACCUGGGUGCAAAGAUUGCCUUUUUAUGAUAACACAAGUGUAUCCACAUCCCCAGAAGGGAACUUUAAGGAUCCACCCCUUAAGCCCCUCCCUCCUCUGUUGUAAAUGACAUUUUCUUCUCACCAUCUCAACUUUGUUCUCCUAGCCAUGUCCGUCCGUGAAAACUCAGGUUCCAGGCAGGGAACAUCUAUGAAAGUUUGUACAGAGCCGAAUUUUUAGUGAGCUUUCCCAGUGCUUUCCAAUAUGCAAACUAACUUGGUUGUGUACCUCAAACAAACAAACACAUACAGGAGAUAAAAUUGCAGGAUUAUAAUCAAGUCCUGUCAGUAGAUGUUUGCUAUUAAGUAGGAAAUAACGUAACAUUAGCAUAGGAAACAUUGCCUUAAUACUGAACACACAUGGGGAGAUCACACAUUGUGCACAUUCAUCCUCUGUGUGCUCCUAAAGCACUUUGCAAUCUGACUCCAAUCCUAAAAAUCAAAUUAAAAGGCCCUAAUCAGGCUGUAAAUUAUACCAUGUGAUGUCACCGCAGUGACAUCAGACAGCACAUAGGAAUCAUAAUUUUUUAUUUGAAUAUUUUUAAUUCUGUGUGUACAUGUGACUGCAGCACACACAGCCAGCCAGUGCACCAGAGAUCCUACAGCUGGACUUAUAGGCAGUUGUGUGCCGCCCUGUGGAUGCUGGGAACCCAACCUUGAUCCUCUGCAGUCCACAUAGUUAACAUGCAGAAAAAUAAAUUUGGAAGGGGUGGUGGGGAAAGCAACCACAAAAAAGGAUGAAGAAAAUAUACCCUGUUCUUGACUCUGCGUGCACCUAGCACCUUCUCAUGAAGCAAUGGGAUAGUUAAUAAAUUUCAAAUUCCUCAGGUGGUAGCUUAAUUUGAACCAAGUAUAAAAGAUAAAGUAAUCACUAGCCAAUACUAACUUGAAAACAAGUUUCCAUGCUCUUCAACUAAGACUGACAUUUUAUUGUUUAGUACAGAUAAAGUACUAAGUGCUGUGGAUUGGUGCUUGUCUCAUCUAACUAGCUGUUACAUGUUACACUGUAAAAUGUGAUUUGAUGGCUAAAUACUGUUCACAGGACCCUCGGGCUGUGCAAAUAUCCCAACAUUGGACCAAAACAUACCAAUCACCACUGUGUUGCUAUGUGAACCCAAGUGAAGAUUUAGCAUUGUGUGGGUCUUGAUGUUGAAGUGAAAAUCGCAGAAAGGGUCUCACUCCUGACUGUAGAUUUGAAAUAUGUUGAUUUCCUGGGAUUUUUUGUUUGUUUUUGUUGUUAUUGUUUUUGAUGAAGCUCCAUAGGAAGCAUUUGGUAAACAUCUGUCACCUGUCAUUCUUAUUUGUCAGACACACUGUAAACCACCUGAAAAUUAUAAUGCAACGUCAAGGUUUAUGUGUGGAUUGGUACACCCAUCAGUUUGGGGGAUCCCCCAUUAGUUUGUGUGUAUCCCCAUCAGUUUAGGGGGAGGAUCUGCUCCCCAACUGUUAUAUGUUCCAAUCAAAUCUGCCUUGUAAAUCUCACAACCUUGCAUCCAACCUCACACUGUCAUUUGGGAGGUGAGGGAGUUACUCCAGUUGGUUAUAUAAUAGAUAUCAUUACCUGUGUGACUUACAGGAAGUGAGCAUUGCUCCUGGUCUUCACAGGUCAGACUCAAACCCCCUUAUCAACCUCCGUUCUUCUCAGAGUGGGGAUCACCACUUGACCUGCUAUAACACAGGUGCCACAUGCACUGUGCAGGUGCACCCCGCUGCUGCCGAGCGCCUGUCAGCUUGCCUGAACUUACCAUGUAGAAUGAAAAAGCCUGGUUUUUUUUCUUACUUUCUAAUCCUGAUGCAUAAUUACAAAAAAAUCACUGUGAUUUGUGUAUAUAUCUAUCUAUAUCUCUCUCUAUAUUUGCCCCAGGAAAACUUUUUCUGCUGUCUAAUUUAUAAAAUACUAUUAUUGAGUCCAGGUUUGUUUAAUAAAAGUUUGUAUGUUUUAAAUCUG